AUGUCCGUACAUGCGUUCCUCCGUACCGCAGUUCACUAUGUUCGCGGAACGAAGGCUCGGAACACGCGUCACAUCAGCUGUGGGGUCAAGGUCAUCCGGGUCAAUGCUGAGCCUGCCCGGGUGGCGCGUAGGCGUCGCCAUGGCAACCGGCCCACGCCACCUACGUACCCAGGUAGUCAAUCAAUUACCGCGAACGCUAUCUAA
Molecule: messenger RNA, 204 nt
Organism: Leptosia nina
Lineage: Eukaryota; Metazoa; Arthropoda; Insecta; Lepidoptera; Pieridae
Source: the annotation of a GenBank genome assembly